GUCUUUGGGGGGAUUUGAUUGGAGGGUGAGAGAGGAGGUUUGAGAGAGGUGGGUGAGUUUAGAAAAGCCCUUUCUGGAAUUGAAUUUGGUGACAGUUUGAGAGAGAAAGGGGAACAGAGAGAACCAUAUCCUAAUUCGACGCUUUAUGCAUUCUUUUUUUUUUUGAUUUUUUUGUUUGGUUGCAAUUGGGUUAGCAGAGAAUAGCAGGAAGUUGAGAAAGUGAGUGUGAGAAGAGGAAUGGAGAGCGAACCGCAGAGUGCAGGAAAAGAUGAGGUUUUAUCGGUUGAGCUAUCGGCCCCUUCUGCUUGGAAGAAACUGUUCUUCCCUAAGAAAGUAGGAACACCAAGGAAAAGUGAGAUUGUAUUCGUAGCUCCUACUGGGGAAGAGAUCACUUCCAAAAAGCAGCUGGAGCAGUACCUAAGGGCACAUCCUGGGAAUCCUGCCAUCUCGGAGUUUGACUGGGGAACCGGUGAGACCCCUCGGCGAUCGGCACGGAUUAGCGAGAAGGUCAAAUCGACUCCACCGGAGACCGAGCCUCCGAGGAAAAGAUCCCGGAAAUCAUCAGGUUCUUCAAAGAAGGAUAGCAAAGAAAACGAACCCGCAGCCGAAGAAUCGAAACCAGAUCCUGCUGAAACUGAUAACAACAACGUAAAAAAGACUGAUACAGAGGAGAUUGAUAACAGUAAUGCCGAAGUGCAAAAUGCAACAGCUGAUAAACCUGAGGGAGGAGAAGAAGCAUUGGUAGAGUCAGAGGAGAAAUUUGCAGGGGAAGCUUUAAAUACUGAGGAGGUAACUGAAAAACCCCAAGAGAAGGAGGAGAUCACUGAGAAGCCUGAGGAGCAGGAGGGCAUUGAAAAACCCCAAGAGGUGGAUGAGGCAGCAGGAACUGCAUCAGGAAAAGAAAAUGGCACAGUUGAUGACAGGAAGCAAGACAUAGCUGAUAGUGUGAUUCCUGAUGCGAAUGGAGGAGCUGAGAAAGUGAAGCCGAACCCAGAUGUUGAGGAAAAGAACGGUAUAACAGAAAUCCCUGUAAGUGAUGGAAAGAACAGCAUUCAAGCUGAGGAGCAAGUAAAUAAAAUGGUUGACAACGGACAAGUUAUCUGGAGCUGUGCUCAGUGAAAGUUCUUGUUCAUCUUGUAGUGUAAAAGCUGUGCUUAAAUGUAUCUUACUGAUAUAGGUGGUGACUUUUGUAAUGUUAUUUGAGUUGCUGUAGUUGUUUUAUGAGCUCCUGGAUUAUUGUAGUUCUGUACUAUUUCUUCAGAUUUCGUUGUAUUUAGGAUGAACAUCAAACGCGUAUCACUCCUAGACUAGAUCUUUUGGGUUAUGAACGAUCGUUGUAGGCUUUUGGCACACAUUUCUGUUAGGAAUUAAUUGUUUUUAACUGUUCCA
Vigna umbellata (rice bean) is the source of this 1389-nucleotide messenger RNA. NCBI's taxonomy places the organism in Eukaryota, Viridiplantae, Streptophyta, Magnoliopsida, Fabales, Fabaceae. The record is from RefSeq and is a predicted model, not a curated record.